CAACUAUUAAAACAGGCAUCAACAAAAUGAAUAACGCAAAAUUACAAGAAGUUUACAGUGAUUUAACCUUGUACACUACCCCCGAUAAAUUUUUCCUCGAGCCCAAAACUGGUGAUGAACUUAUGGUGAUAGAGAGAGCUUCUGAAAAUAUAGUAUGUUUCAAAAAUAAUCAUAGACAUUUGAUCCCUGCAGCUAAUAGCAGAAAAGAUUUUUGUGGUCUUAUUGGUAUAGUACAUCUACUAGCAUGUCCAUAUCUAGUUGUAGCUGUUCAAAGAGAAUUAGUGGGUUAUAUAGCGGGUUGUGCAGUUUGGAGACUGGUUAAAGCUGAAUUAAUUCCAUUUAGAAGUGCAUUGCAUUUACCUCCAGAAAAACAAGCUGAUAAUGAAAUAUAUUUAGCUAUGGUAGAGUCUGUAUUAUCUACCCCUUUCCUAUAUUUUUGUUAUGAUUAUGAUCUUACACAUUCCUUACAACGAUUACAUGGAAUAAGUCCUGAUUUCUGGAACCAAUCAAUAUGGGAUAGAGCUGAUCAAAGAUUUGUUUGGAAUGGAAACUUAUUAACUCCAUUUAAGGGCUUGUAUAUUCAAAAAUUUUGCUUACCUUUAAUUCAUGGUUUUAUUUCCAUAAACUUCUGUGUUAUAAAUGGCCACAGUUUGAACUGGUCAAUUGUAUCUCGUAGAAGUGUUCAGCGUGCUGGUACCAGAUUACAUAGAAGAGGCAUAGACAAAGAUGGAAAUGUUGCUAAUUUUGUUGAAACUGAACAGAUUGUUGAAUAUCAAGGGGACCAUGCAAGUUUUGUACAAAUAAGAGGUUCAAUUCCACUAUUUUGGCAUCAAAAUCCUGAUUUACGUUACAAGCCUCCUCCCACCCUAUUAGAAGUUGAUCCACAAGAUCAUCAUUCCACUUGUUUAAGACAUAUGAAUGAUUUGAUGACCAUGUAUGGAAAAGUUGUUUGUGUGAAUCUUGUUGAUCAAAAAGGAGCUGAAGGGAAUAUGGAAAUAGCUUUCCAAAAUGCUAUAAACAAUAUGUCGUCUCCUUCCAUUCGUUAUGAGUAUUUUGAUUUCCAUGCAGAAUGCAGAAAAAUGAGAUGGGAUAGGUUAUCAAUUCUUAUAGAUAGGCUGUCUCAUGAUCAGGAUGAAAUGGGUUUCUUCUUAUUACUAAGAGAUGGUUCAUUAAGUUCUUUACAAGAUGGCGUUUUUAGAACUAAUUGCAUUGACUGCUUAGAUAGAACUAAUGUUGUGCAAAGUAUGUUGGCUCAUAGAAAUCUUGAAAGCGUUCUAAAAAAAUUACAGAUUCUUCAACAAAACCAAACACUGGAUUAUCAAUAUUCCUUUGAGCUUCUUUUUAAGAAUGUUUGGGCUGAUAAUGCAGAUAUAAUUAGUACCCAGUACUCAGGUACAGGUGCAUUAAAAACUGAUUUUACCAGAACUGGAAAACGUACCAAAAUGGGAUUGCUUCAAGAUGGCCUAAAUUCUCUUAUUAGAUACUACAAAAAUAAUCUAACAGAUGGAUACCGGCAAGAUUCUAUUGACUUGUUCUUGGGUAAUGGAAAACCAAUUUCACCGCUACAUAUAGAUAAGGGUUGGAGAUAUGUAACUUAUCCAUCUGUAUUGUUAAUUGCUGUAGCCAUGUUUGUAGCUUGUGCAGUCACCCCUUCUGAGUAUUCAACGGAUUCCCUAUUGUUUUUGUUAUUCUGGGGAUCCAUGGUAUAUGCUACAUUGCAUACGAUUCUCAAAUAUGGAUCGGAAUUUGUGGACAAACCCAGACUCACACAGUCCUAGCACUUCAUCUAGUCGCAGUAGUUGUUUCAUGGUACAAGUUGGCAUUUUAAAUUAUAAUACCAAGGGUUGCUGGUUUGAUUAAAUGAUUUUAAUCUAAUUUUCGAAAGUAAAAAUUCCAUAUUGUUUCCAUCCAUUAUAAUGGUUUUCAGGUAUUUAAAAUUGAAUCAAUUAUCUUGCACUGUAUUGGUCAAUUGGAAAUAAUGUCUACUAAUGUCAACCUUAAACAAUAGAGCCACUAAAUUAUUUUUAAAUAAAUUAAUAAAUUUGUUUAUACGAAAAAUGUAUAAAUAGAUUUGGUUGGUUAUAUUUCUGAAAUAUUUCAGAAUGUAGAUUGAAAUCAGUUAAAGAUGCUAAUACUCUUGGUGUAGGCACCAAGCUUCAUAUUCUAAUUAGGCUAUAAUUUAGAGGUUAUGUUGGAAAAAAGAAAUACCAG
Molecule: messenger RNA, 2211 nt
Organism: Psylliodes chrysocephalus
Lineage: Eukaryota; Metazoa; Arthropoda; Insecta; Coleoptera; Chrysomelidae
Source: the annotation of a GenBank genome assembly